UUUGUCGAGCCUGCGACUUUUGUCGCAGAAAGCUCGACAUAGGGAUAGUGAUCCGGCGGCGGCGGCGGCGGCGGCGGCGGCGGCGGCGUUAGCUAACUUCUUAAAAGCUUUAUAUUUUAGAAGGUGGAAGACCUGGAUGCUUCAUACUUUGUAUAUGGAUGCCUCAUGUUACGAAGUUUCCGUCAGUCACAUGUCCAAUGUCCUUGACCUCAUUUUCAUGGUUCAGUGACUACUUGAAAAAAAAGUUAACAUUUUUUGCAAUGUUAAAUUCUCUCUUAUUAUAAGUAGUAGGAUAACUAUAUUUGGUAUGUGCGUACCUUGCAAGGUCCUCAUGCCUUUCAGACAGUUUUCACUUGACCUCGACCUCAUUUCAUGGAUCAGUGAACAAGGUUAAGUUUUGGUGGUCAAGUCCAUAUCUCAGAUACUAUAAGCAAUAGGUCUAGUAUAUUCGGUGUAUGGAAGGACUGUAAGGUGUACAUGUCCAACUGGCAGGUGUCAUCUGACCUUGACCUCAUUUUCAUGGUUCAGUGGUUAUAGUUAAGUUUUUGUGUUUUGGUCUGUUUUUCUUAUACUGUAUGCAAUAGGUCUACUAUAUUUGGUGUAUGGAAUGAUUGUAAGGUGUACAUGUCUAGCUGGCGGGUGUCAUCUGACCUUGACCUCAUUUUCAUGGUUCAGUGGUCAAAGUUAAGUUUUUGAGUUUUGGCCUUUAUUUCUAAUACUAUAUGCAAUAGGUCAACUAUUUUUGGUGUAUGGAAAUAUUUUAUGAUCUAUAUGCAGUUGCGCAGGUUUCAUUUGACCUUGACCUCAUUUUCACAGUUCAUUGAUCAGUGUUAAGUUCUUGUGUUUUCGUCUGUUUUUCUUAUACUGUAUGCAAUAGGUCUACUAUAUUUGGUGUAUGGAAUGAUUGUAAGGUGUACAUGUCUAGUUGGCAGGUAUCAUCUGACCUUGACCUCAUUUUCAUGGUUUGGUGGUUUUACUUAAGGUUUUGUGUUUUAGUCUGUUUUUCUCAUACUGUUUGCAAUAGGUCUACUAUAUUUGGUGUAUGGAAUGAUUGUAAGGUGUACAUGUCUAGCUGGCAGGUGUCAUCUGACCGUGACCUGAUUUUCACAGUUCAUUGCUCAGUGUAAAUUUUUUUGUGUCUUGUUCCAUUUUUAUUCUUAUACUGUUUUUGAUAAGUGAACUAUAUUUGAUGUAUUGAAUGUUUAUGAGGUGUCUAUGUCUGUCUGCCAGAUAUUAUAUGACCUUGACCUGAUUACCAUGGCUCAUUGGUCAAUGUUAAGUUUUCCUGCUGAACUUUGUUUCUUAGAAAAUAUAAACAAUAGCUCAACUAUAUUUGGUGUAUGGAAUGAUUGUUAGGCAUAUCUGUCUGUCUGGCAGGGUUCAUAUGACCAUGACCUUAUUUUCAUGGUUAAUAGGUCAAGGUUUUUUUUUUUCUUUUUUGAUUUGUUUUUAAGAUACUAUAUGGAAUUUGUGAAAUAUAUUUGGUUUAUGUAAUUACUGUAAGAAUUAAGAUUUAUAUAUCAUACUGGCUGGUAACAUAUAACCUUGACCUUAUUUUCAUAGUUCAUUGGUCAAUGUUAAUUAUUUAAAGUUUAUCCAAUUUAUCAGUUACAAGAAGGGAUAAGUCAAUUAUAUCAUGUACUGAAUAAUUAUAAGGUGUAAUUCGUUUUUAAAUUCAUUUAUUUAUUUUUAAUCAGAAAUGCAUUUGAAUAUUAAAUACAAGAAUCUUUUUAUAACAAUAAUGACAAUAUAAUUAAAUCAUACAUUUGUGUUAUAAGUGAUAAUUACUGAACAAUGAUUAAAUAAAACAUUGGAAGGUGUGGAAAUGUUAAAACAAGCUCACUCAUGCAUGAACAUUAGUCCUAUAAUACAUUUCACCACAACCAUAUUACAUAUAAUAGGAUUUAUUGUCUGAAUGUGUUCAGAUUGAACAAUAUCUUGUUUUUACAAAGUUAAAGAAUAACAUUUACAGAAUUGUUUUGUACAUAUGAUCUAAGAUAAGUAUACUUUUGUUUUUAAAUAUAAUUUUGAUUUGAUGGUAGCAAAUAUGACUUACAUGACUUAAGUUAACAUAUUGUUAAAAUUUAUCUUUUUUGCAGAUAUAUAAUUUUCAAUAAUUAUACAAGUAUUCUUAUUGAUUAAAUUAGUUAUUUUCUUAUUUAAAACAUAAAAUAAUAAUAAUACUAAGUAUAUAGAUGUGAGAAAUAUCAAUUAAUAAUAUUUUUAAGCUUAAUUAUAUUAUGUAGCAAUGUCCUUUUACAAUAAAUAAUUAUACCCCCACUUUAAAAAAGUGAGGCUUUUCUGUUUUACCUCUGUCUGUCCAUCGGUCAGUCCAUCCAUCCAUCAGUCCGUCCGUCCGUCAGUCCGUUCAUCCGUCACAUGAAUAUUUUCAUCUCAUCUUUCUCUGGACCUACAUUACAAGGAUUUCUGAAAUUUGGUUUCAGGGUUUAUAUUAGUCAUUUAUACCUUGUGAUGCAAUUUCAGAUUCAUCACUCAACAACUUCCUGUUUACCGAACACUUGUAUCAUUUUAAACAUAUUAGCCAAGUUGAAAAGUUUCGUCACAUUUUUCUCAGGAACUACAAUACAAGGAUUUCUGAAAUUUGAGUUCACUGUGUGAUGUGUUUUCAGAUUCAUCACUCAAAAACUUCCUGUUUACAGAAAUAUUUUGGCAGGGGUAUCAUAAGUGAGCAGUUGCUCACAGUUUCACUUGUUUGUUUAGGGAUCUACAAAACAAAAGAAUGUCAUUCAAUCACUUCUUCAAAUAUUUAUUGCCCUUUAUUUCUAGACAGUUACUUCCUAUUUGGUGAUAAUUAAUAUUCAUAAUAAACACACAUGGCCAUGCAAAGUUAAUUACAAAUUACCUUGUUUAUAUCAAAUGUCUGAUAAACAAACGUAAGUAUCAUAUGCAUAACAUAGUGAGCAACUCUUUGUUGCGAUUUGCACAUGUGUCAUUUAUACAUUGUGUUUUACAGAUAUGUAUAUAUGCAAUGAAUGCAGUAAAUCUUACAAGACUAGAAAAGGUCUUCAAAACCAUGCAUGUAAUAUAUGUCAACUAUGUAGAAAAACCUUCCCAUCAGCACAGAAAUUGAAAAGACAUAAUUGCAAACAACAGAUAUCAAACAGGGAAAUUCUGAAAUGCCAACUUUGUAAAAAGGAAUAUUCUACAGAGAAUAGACUAAGAUCUCAUAAAUGCUCAUAUUGCCAAAUGUGUUCAAUUCUUUUCUCAACAUACCAAAAAUGUUGCAGUCAUAUCUGUCAACAUGCAGGAAAAACCUUGAAUACAGAAAAUAAAACAAAAGAUUUAAAUAUGUCAAUGAUAAAGAAUAACACUCAGAAGACAGAUGAAGUAAAGAAUAACACGCAGAAGACAGAUGAAGGAAAGAAUAACACUCAGAAGACAGACGAAGGAAAGAAUAACACUCAGAAGACAGAUGAAAUAAAGAAUAACAAGCAGAAGACAGAUGAAGGAAAGAAUAACACGCAGAAGACGGAUAAAGGAAAGAAUAACACACAGAAGACAGAUGAAGGAAAGAAUAACACUCAGAAGACAGAUGAAAUAAAGAAUAACACUCAGAAGACAGAUGAAGUAAAGAAUAACUCGCAGAAGACAGAUAAAGGAAAGUAUAACACGCAGAAAACAGAUGAAGGAAAGAAUAACAUGCAGAAGACAGAUGAAGUAAAGAAUAACACUCAGAAGACAGAUGAAGUAAAGAAUAACACUCAGAAGACAGAUGAAGUAAAGAAUAACACUCAGAAGACAGAUAAAGGAAAGAAUAACACUCAGAAGACAGAUGAAGUAACAUUAGAAAAAAAGAUAAAGGAGAAUACUACAACUGCAUCAAACAGCAUACAAACAAAUAAAAAAAAGUGUUUUUCUCAAAUUGUAAACAACACCAAGAAGUUAGAAGCAAAACAUUUUCCCAGGAAAAACACACAUGAUAAUUUGGAAACAAACCAUUAUGGAAAAGAAAGGAAAACCAGAAAUGUAUACCAUAAUUCAGCUUUAACACAUACAAAUAACAUAAGUAGCAUGGAUUCAAAUCAAGAUCUUGUUGCAGUCGAUAUUAUUCAUGAAAUCUUCCAAUUUAAACCGAUAAACUUGACAUGGCAAAUGAAACAUUGCACAAAUUUAGGAUUAAGGUUUGAGAAAUCAUCAUAUCCAUUGUAUGAUUUAACUGCGCCAAACAUAAUAGGAAAUCCUAAAGAUUUAAAGAAAAUUAUAGGUGAUGGAAACUGCUUUUACAGAGCCAUUUCUUAUGCUAUUACAGGAACUGAGACAAAUCAUAUCAAAAUAAGAUCUGUAAUAGUUAAUCAUAUCCAUCAGUUAGGGACAAAUCUUCAUUCCCUUCUACAACAUGGUCAAACAUGCUUUUCUUAUGUAUUGCAAAAUCAAAUAAAUAUUCCAGGAAGUUGGGCAACAGAAGUUGAGAUUUUUGUAGCAUCUGAUUUAUUAAGAACUAAUAUUUUCACCUAUGUCAACACUGGCAAUAACUCAUAUAAGUGGAACAAAUUUGAUGCUAACUACCUAAAUCCCAAUAUUAGAACAGACGAAAUAGGUAUUUAUCUAAACCAUACAAAUGGUAAUCAUUAUGAUAUUGUUUUGUCAACUUCAACUGUACAUAAAACAUUAGCCUGUGGAUUUUUUGCUGAAAAAAGGGAACAUAGACAACCAAAAAACCAAGAAUCUGAAAAAUUUGGAGAAAAGAAAAUAAGGAAAAAAGAGUAUAUGAGAAAAUUCAUGCAAAUGAGACGAUCCAAUACAGAUUAUGCAGAAAAAGAAAGAAUAGGUCAUCAAAAUCGAAGACUAGAAAGUAAAUUUAAACAUUUUGAAGUAGACUACAACAAAAAGAGAAGAACUGAUCCAGAGUUUGUUGCUUUUGAGAAGGAGCACAACAAAAAGAGAAGGUCAAAUCCAGAAUUUAUUACAUUUGAGAAGGAGCACAACAAAAAGAGAAGGUCAAAUCCAGAAUUUGUUGCAUUUGAGAAGGAGCUCAACAAAAAGAGAAGGACAGAUCCAGAGUUUGUUGCAUUUGAGAAGGAGCUCAACAAAAAGAGAAGGACAGAUCCAGAGUUUGUUACAUUUGAGAAGGAGCACAACAAAAAGAGAAGGUCAAAUCCAGAAUUUGUUUCAUUUGAGAAAGACCAUAAUAAAAAUAGAAGAACUAAUCCAAUAUUUUUGAAAUUUGAAAAAGAUUACAAUAAUAAAAGAAGAAGUGACCCAACCUUUAAAGCUUUUGAGCAUGACAUUGACAGGAACCGCAAUAGUAGUAUUAACAAAGCUUUAGAUUCACAUCAAUUGAUUGAUGCAUUUCAAAAUGAGGUUUCUACAGCGUGCAUUUACAGAUGUACAUCUUGUGACCAGCUGUGGUUUAAGGAAUCUGUUGAACCAGUAGGAAAACUACAAAAUUUGAAAGAACCCUUAUUUUCACAGUGUGUUCGAAAGAAAAAUAGUAUUGAUGGAUUUGAGUAUGUCUGUCGCACAUGUUUAAAAUCUUUGAAGAAGGGUAAACUGCCAAAUUUAGCAAUUCAUAAUAAACUAAAUUUCCCAUUAAAACCACAAGUUUUGAUGCUAAAUUCUCUGGAAGAAAAGCUUGUGGCACCAGUAUCAACAUUUUUUCAAAUGCGUGAACUUCCCAGUGGUGGUCAGUUUGGUAUUCAAGGAAAUGUAGUCAAUGUUCCAGCUGAUAAUAUGUCAACUGUUAAAAUGCUUCCAAGAAGACUGCCAGAGUCACAGACAAUACCAGUAAAAUUGAAAAGAAGAUUGAGAUAUAAAUCACAUGUAAUGUUUCAGAAUAUAAGACCACAAAAAUGUAUAGAUGCAACAAAAUAUCUUCUGACUAAGCCUUUAUUUAAGCAGUAUGUCACAGAUGGUCUUGAUGAGAAAUGGCUUACUGAACAUAUGAAAAGUUUACAAAACACAGAUUGGGAUACAUUUAUUGAAAAAAAUCCAGAAACAAAUAAUCCUCAUCCCGUUAAAUCACCCGAAAUAAAAAACAAACAGAAUGAAAAAAAAGCUGAAAUGAAACAACAGACAGACAUAACAGAAGAAGAUGACCUCUGGAGUGAAUAUGAUGAUGAUUUUUUGAAUAAAGAUGAUAUGGAAAAACAGCAGGAAUGUGAUGGCAUCUAUGACACAAUGUUAUACCCAGAAAACUUAGAUAGUCAGAGAAAUAUACUGUCAUUUGCACCAAGUGAAGGUAACUUACCAGUUAGCCCUUUUGGAGAUGCUAUUGAAGAAUUAUCAUUUCCCGGUUUAUUUUGUGGUGAAAAACGUCCAUCAAACAAAGAACGUUCAGUGCUGGUGAAAUAUAGCGAAAUUUGCAAGUCUGAACUGCGCCAAAAUGAUCGAAGAGCAGCACAAAAUAUUACUAAUAUUUUUUUCAAAGCCAAAAAAAUUCAAAUGAAACAAAUUCAAGAUAAGGUUUGGUUGUCAUUACGACGAGUAAAAACCAAAGGAAAGAAAAUUACAGCAAAAGAUUUAAAAGACGAAAGCAAUGUUGAUACUUUGGUAAAGUUAGAUGAUGGUUACAGAAUAUUUAGAACACUACGAGGAUCACCACCAUACUGGGAAUCUGCCAAAAAAGAUUUAUUUGCAAUGGUUAGACAAUUAGGUUUACCAACUUGGUUUAUUUCCCUGUCAUCAGCAGAAACAAGAUGGAAACCACUAUUAAGGUCACUUGGAAAAAUAAUUGAUGGAGUGCAGUAUUCAGAUGAAGAUAUAAAUACCAUGACCUGGCAAACUAAAUGCAGAUUGGUGCGAUCUGAUCCAGUCACCACAGCUCGCUACUUUGAUUACAAAGUACAGAAAUUUUUCCAUUCAUUUUUGAACUCAUCUGUAAUGCCUCUUGGGAAAGUAAAAGAAAUUUUUUAUCGAAUAGAAUUCCAACAAAGAGGUUCACCUCAUGUUCAUUCAGUUUUAUGGAUUGAGAAUGCACCCUUUUUGGAAAUAAACGAAAACAAAGAUAUUGAAGACUUUAUAUCUAAGUAUAUCACCACAAAUAGAAAUUUGCCUGUUGAGGAUGGACAACAAGACUUAGUUAAACUGCAAAUGCAUAGGCAUACACAUACAUGUAGAAAGAAGAAGAAAAAAACCUGUCGUUUUAAUUUUCCACUACCACCUAUGAAAAAGACUAUCAUUCUAGAUAAACUGCCAUCAAAUAUGACUCCUAAGGAAGCGAAGAGACAUACAAAGCACUAUGAACUUAUUCAAAAACAUUUAGCACAACAAAUGUCCUUAGAAUGUUCUUUUGCAGAAUUUUUGAAAGACAUUAAAAUGACUGAAGAUGACUAUAUUCUUGCCAUUAGAUCAUCCUUAAAAGAAACAAAGGUUUUUUUAAAGAGAGAUCCAGAAUGCAUUCGCAUCAACGGGUACAAUGAUACUGUGUUGCAAGCAUGGAUGGCUAACAUGGACAUACAAUUUGUUACCAAUGCAUUUGCAUGCUUAAUGUAUAUUGUUAACUAUGUUAGUAAAGGACAGAGAGGGAUGAGUAACCUUUUAAGAAGAGCAUGCGAGGAAGCUCACAAGCAAAAUAGCUCUAUGAACAAUCAAGUAAAAACUAUGGGUAACAAAUUUUUAAAACAUGUCGAAAUAUCUGCACAGGAGGCUGUUUACAUAGUUUUACAAAUGAAGCUGAAAAAUUCAAGCUGUGGACAUAUUUUCAUAAAUACAUCUCCCCCAGAUGAACGUCCAUUUAUUAUAAAACCAAAUGAGGAGUUACAGAAAUUACCAGAUAACAGCACGGAUGUUCAAUGUAACAACGUUAUAAAACGAUAUUCACAGAGACCCAAGAAGGUAGAAACUAUAUGUUUGGCAGAUUUUGCAGCAUGGUAUGACCUUAGGUCAGAAAAGAAACCAAAAACAGAUAGAUUAGAAAAUGAAGAAGAAAUAGAGGAAACUGACAUUGAAGAUAAUUUGGAAGAUGAGAACUUAAGUCAAGAUGAAUAUGAUCCUGAAAAUGAUCCUAAAACUUUAAAAUAUAGGAAUGGAGUAAUUUUAAAACACAGAAAGAAGAAAAAAGUCAUUAGAUAUGUAAGAUAUUCAAAGACAAAAGACCCUGAAAAUUUCCAUAGAGAAAAACUUCUUCUUUUUCAUCCUUGGAGAAAGGAAGAAAGGAUUAUAUAUCCCUUUGACACAUAUGCAGAUAAGUAUAACAGUGUAAAAGAAGGUACUGACUGCAAUGCAACUCAAUAUGAACAUCAUGCUGAAGAAAUUGAAGAAGCUGAACAGCUUAUUGAAAAUGAGUUAGAGGAAGAAGCAUUUGAUGAGGUUGCCCCUGUAACACAGCAUAUAGAACUGAAGGAUGAAGACGAAAAAGAAUCUGAAGACCUUCAUCAGAUGGGUGAAGACAUCUUCACACAAUAUGAUAUUGCAAAUGAUUUACAGUGUACAGGAACAGAUAUAGAAGAAGAAAAAUUAAGAAACAGAUUAACUGAUACAGAAUUUAGAAAUAUGGCUAGGUCAUUAAACCAGAAACAAAUGGAGUUUUUUUAUCAUGUGCUUAAUAUAUCAAAAUCUGAUAACGAACAAUUCAUGCUAUUCUUAAGUGGUGGAGCAGGAGUAGGAAAAACAAGACUUACAAAAUGCAUAUACCAAGCACUAAUAAAAUAUUACAAUACAACACAGGGAGAAAAUCCAAAUCAGAAGUCCAUUAUUCUGGCCGCACCAACAGGUAAAGCAGCUUAUUUGGUAGGAGGUGUUACAAUGCAUGCAGCAUUUGGAGUUCCAGCAAACCAGGGGUUUCAGUAUCGUCCAUUAAAACAUGAACUUUUAAAUACAUUUAGACAUCAACUUGAACACCUUCAACUUAUUAUCAUAGAUGAAAUUUCAAUGUGUGGAUCAAAAUUAUUUUGUUUUAUCAACCAGAGAAUGCAAGAAAUUAUGGGUGUAUCAAAACCAUUUGGAGGUAUUAAUAUCAUCACUAUAGGAGAUCUUUUCCAACUUAGGCCAGUAAUGGAUUCCUGGAUUUUUAAACAACCUUCUGGCAAUUCUACUGAAAUUUUAUCACAAAAUGUGUGGAAAGAAAAAUUCAUGUUUUACGAACUGACAGAUAUUAUGAGACAGAAAAAUGAUAAAAUAUUUGCAGAGACACUUAAUAGAAUAAGAGAAGGAAACCAAACUGUUGAAGAUGUGAAUUUUUUAAAGACAAGAGUAAUAAAAUCUGAUAUUCCAGAGUAUCCUACAUUUGCCACUCAUCUGCUUUACCACAACAAAAGUGUAGAUAUGUAUAACAACAAACUUUACAAUGAGUGCAAAAACCAUAAAGUGAUAGUUAAAUGCAAAGACAUUGUUAUAGGAGAUAUAUCUGCAGAGACAAAAGAGGAAAUUAAACAAAAAGCAAAGGAUUUUGAGAUGGGACUGUCUAAAAUAUGUGGUUUAGCUGUUGGAAUGCGUACAGAGUUAACAGUUAACAUUGAUCUAUUUGAUGGAUUAGUUAAUGGAGCUGCUGGAGUUAUCAAGGAUAUUGAAUGUGUGUGUUCCCAACCAGAUGUUAUAUGGGUCAAUACUGAAGUUGAUGAUGAUGAUGAUACCACUGAUAGUGAUGAAGAAGAUGCUCUACUGAGUCAGCUGCCAGAAAUGCCACUAUGA
This is a messenger RNA of Mytilus californianus (California mussel), 9588 nucleotides long. RefSeq lists its product as uncharacterized. Bases 2977 to 9588 code for a protein of 2203 amino acids. Gene Ontology annotation, molecular function: DNA helicase activity. The record is from RefSeq and is a predicted model, not a curated record. The transcript is spliced from 3 exons. Gene Ontology annotation, biological process: DNA repair; telomere maintenance. Lineage: Eukaryota; Metazoa; Mollusca; Bivalvia; Mytilida; Mytilidae.